Molecule: messenger RNA, 512 nt
Organism: Trichomonas vaginalis G3
Lineage: Eukaryota; Parabasalia; Trichomonadida; Trichomonadidae
Exons: 1
Source: RefSeq, a predicted model, not a curated record
AUGAUUAAACAACAGCAACCACAGACCAUUACAUACGCCAUAUAUGCAUAUAAUUCAAAGACGGCAGAACAAACGCAAAGGUUGAAAUAUGGAGAUUUGGAGAUAGUAUUGAAAAAUGACCAUUUCGAAUUCGUUUGCAAAGGUGGUGCAGUGAUAUCAAAUAUAAAAGAAAUUUUAUUUAUGAAUUCAAAAAUUAAAGGUAUAACGGAUGAUAUAACAUCAAUUCCACCAGAAGAACAGAGAUAUUACGCAUUAAAUGCAUUUCCUAAAGUUUUGAAGAUUGGAAGAUUUAAUUUAAAUGAGGAAUUCAUAAAAGGUUUCCUAAAUGACAUAAUGAAGAAAGCGGAUAAAACAUAUGUGGAUGCUGCGUUAUGGAAGAAAGCAGAUAAGGAAUAUGUUAAUGAAAAAGAUAAUGAAAUUAUAGAAAGGGUUGAAUGGUAUCAUGAACGGACAUCAAAGAUUUUAAAAACUAAAGCCGAUACAGGAUGGGUUUCAGGAUGUUUAGACCUUAA